AUGACUGACGCAUUCGCAUUCACAUAUCCCUCCCCGCUUGAGGGCUACGAAAACCUCGAGCCACUGUCGGAUGAGCGGAAUGAAGACGGAAAGUCCUUCAAGAACCCGCAACAUGGGAUACUAAGUAAAGCAUAUGAGGAAUUCCCUGAUCCUCUUGCAAAAGGAGGUCGUGGGGGCUUCGACAUUCAUAUCUACCACUUCCAGAAUAACCCAGACCAAGUCGCUUACGCUAGAGCUCUAUGGGAGAGAAUCAGGCGAGAAUUUCCCGAGCUUCGCAUCUACACCUUCUACGACAAGCCACUCGGGCCUCAUCCAGUCGCCAUGUUCGAAGUCAAUGUUUUCACGCCCGCUCAGUUUGGCGCUUUCGUGCCCUGGCUCAUAAUCAAUCGGGGGCCAUUAAGUGCCCUGGUUCAUCCGAACACGAUAAACUCGGAGGAGGAACGGAAUCAUACGCAGCGUGCCACAUGGCUGGGAGAUAGGAUUCCGUUGGACCUUCGGGUGUUCAAGUUGAUGAAAGAGGCAGAGAAGAAGAGGGCGCUGGAAGCUGAGCAGAAUGCGGGAAAGUCAUGA
Aspergillus clavatus NRRL 1 is the source of this 570-nucleotide messenger RNA. RefSeq lists its product as uncharacterized. The transcript has 4 exons. The record is from RefSeq and is a predicted model, not a curated record. NCBI's taxonomy places the organism in Eukaryota, Fungi, Ascomycota, Eurotiomycetes, Eurotiales, Aspergillaceae. The coding region runs from base 1 to 570 and encodes 189 amino acids.